Messenger RNA from Cuscuta campestris, 2111 nucleotides. The record is from the annotation of a GenBank genome assembly. NCBI's taxonomy places the organism in Eukaryota, Viridiplantae, Streptophyta, Magnoliopsida, Solanales, Convolvulaceae.
AAUCCGCUACCACAUGUGACACCAAUAUGGGACAAAAUUUCAACAGUUGCAGCUUUUAGGCUCCUCUCUUCCUCUCUAUAAAACGCCCCUUUCUCUCCUCCCGCUUCAAACCAUCCAAAAUUCCCCUUCUCUUUCUUUCUUCUUCUUCCUCAAUCACCUAAAAAACACACACAGAGAGAGAGAGAGAGGCAAUAUAAUGUGUAACUCCUCCGCACUCUCUUCUGUAACGGCGGCGAUGGGGCCGUCGUCGGACGAAUUCCUCCCCUCCGAGCCCACCGACAAAACAAACAGCCUUCUCUCUCUCCCUCUGCUCCCGUCGUCAAAGCCCCGGCAAGAUAAGACCCUCCCUGUCCUCCGGGAAGCAGAGGCUAUUGCCCGAAUUGCCCUCCCCAUGAUCCUCACCGGCCUCAUCCUCUACUCCCGCUCCAUGAUCUCCAUGCUCUUCCUCGGCCGCCUCGGCGGCCUCUCCCUCGCCGGCGGCUCCCUCGCAUUGGGCUUCGCCAACAUCACCGGCUACUCCAUCCUCUCCGGCCUCUCCAUGGGAAUGGAACCCAUUUGCGGCCAAGCUUUCGGCGCCAAGAAAUACUCCCUCCUCGGCCUCACCUUACAAAGAACCAUUCUUUUACUCCUCUUGACUUCCCUCCCCAUUUCCCUCCUCUGGGUCAACAUUAAAAAGAUUCUGAUUUUCUGCGGCCAAGACCCGGCGAUCGCCGCCGAGGCCCAAUCUUACCUGAUUUACUCCCUUCCCGAUCUCGUGGCCCAGUCUUUUCUUCAUCCCCUGAGGAUUUACCUCCGAACUCAGUCGAUCACUCUGCCUCUCACCUUCUGCGCGGCUUUCUCCAUUGUUCUCCACGUGCCCAUAAAUUAUUUCCUGGUGACGAAGAUGGGUAUGGGGGUCAAAGGGGUCGCCCUCAGUGGGGUGUGGACAAAUUUCAAUCUUGUCGGUUCUUUGAUCGUUUAUAUUGUAAUCUCCGGCGUGUACGAGAAGACCUGGGAGGCAGUGUCGUCGGAAUGCCUGAAAGGGUGGAGGGCUCUGAUGAAUCUGGCGAUUCCGAGCUGCGUCUCCGUUUGCCUGGAGUGGUGGUGGUACGAAAUCAUGAUCCUUCUCUGCGGUCUGCUGGUGAAUCCGACGGCCACCGUCGCCUCGAUGGGGCUUCUGAUUCAGACCACUUCCCUGAUCUACAUUUUCCCUUCGUCCCUCAGUUUCAGCGUCUCCACCAGAGUGGGGAAUGAGCUCGGCGCCAGAGAGCCCGGAAGGGCCAAACGCGCCGCCGUGGUGGGACUCGCCGGAAGUUUCUUUUUCGGAAUCACGGCUCUGUUUUUCACCAUCUCCGUCAGGAAUGUGUGGGCGAAGAUGUUCACGGAGGAUAAAGACAUAAUUGCCCUCACCGCUCUGGUCCUGCCCGUGAUCGGGCUGUGCGAGCUCGGGAACUGCCCGCAGACGACCGGGUGCGGGGUCUUGAGAGGGACGGCGAGGCCGAAGACCGGAGCGCACAUCAAUCUCGGCUGCUUCUACCUCGUCGGAAUGCCGGUGGCGGUCGGAUUGAGCUUCUACGGCGGCUUCGACUUCGAAGGCCUCUGGUUGGGGCUGCUGGUGGCGCAGGCUUCUUGUAUGGUCACCAUGCUCCUGGUUUUGCUCCGGACAGAUUGGGACCUCGAAGCCCGGCGAGCGGAGGUUCUCACCACCGCCGUCAAUGGCAGAAACGAUGAAGACUCUUUGUGUUAAUAGUUACCAUUUUUUUUCUAUCUUAUUAGCAUCUUUUUUUUAAUAGGCGCACAACACCUAUAAAUAUACUUUUAUGUUUUUCUCCAAAAAAAAAACCAUAUCCUAAAAAUUUGUCAACUUGUAGAGAAAGUUGGCAAAAUGGAACAAUAUAUGUAAAAUAAUGUGAAAAAGAGAUGUAAAGGGGCUGAGCAUAAUCUGACUCUGAUUUGUAGUUCCAGAAAUAUUGUGGAAGAAUCUACCAUUUAUAGAAUAACAUCCAAAAUUACAUACUUUGUACUUUUGUAGCCCUGCUAAUGCUAGAAUUUGUAUUGUUUUGGAUUCUCUAUUUGUUUUUAUUUUAGACGUUUAAGAUGAAAUUCAGAAUUAGUAAAUUAGGGUGCAAUAU